Molecule: messenger RNA, 526 nt
Organism: Suillus discolor
Lineage: Eukaryota; Fungi; Basidiomycota; Agaricomycetes; Boletales; Suillaceae
Exons: 2
Coding region: 79-345 (88 amino acids)
Source: RefSeq, a predicted model, not a curated record
UAUAAAAGCGAAGCGAUAACUUCCAGUUCAAUACUACCUGAUAACAUUAUCCAGAUCCAUCCUCAAGUGCAACAUUGAAUGAAGUUCAUCUCACUCACCACUAUGAUUAGUAUGUCUGCCGCAGUACUGGCGGACAUCCUGACAGACCCCAGCGGGGGGCCAUGCGCCCAGCCAGGAAAGCUUGAGUGCGGAACACUCACGGGUUAUAACGAUGGCCUGCCGUUUAUAUUUUGGUGCUUGCCAACUACCCAGACUAUCGUAGUCUUGGGCGAUUGCUCCUGUCCUUCAUGCUGUACUGUCAUCAAAGGAGGUAUGGGUCCCGGAUCGUACUCCUCUUGCACAUAAGAGGCAUGCUUCUUGCUUGCCGUGUCAAAUAGUGUCAUAGUGAUACGUUAACACCGGAGUAGGACAACCAAGACAUGUGAGGAGGACAAUGAAACGAUGAUACAUACCUUUCUCCGACACAGUUUGCGGUGUCCAACCUUUACUAAAUAACGUCAGUCGAAUCGUAACAUGGUUUUUGAAA